This is a messenger RNA of Anarrhichthys ocellatus (wolf-eel), 4192 nucleotides long. RefSeq names its product T cell leukemia homeobox 1 (gene tlx1). The transcript is spliced from 3 exons. Gene Ontology annotation, biological process: regulation of transcription by RNA polymerase II; animal organ development. The record is from RefSeq and is a predicted model, not a curated record. Bases 130 to 1050 code for a protein of 306 amino acids. NCBI's taxonomy places the organism in Eukaryota, Metazoa, Chordata, Actinopteri, Perciformes, Anarhichadidae. Gene Ontology annotation, cellular component: nucleus. Gene Ontology annotation, molecular function: RNA polymerase II cis-regulatory region sequence-specific DNA binding; DNA-binding transcription factor activity, RNA polymerase II-specific.
CGCCCACACUACAGAUAACGACCGGAGCUCGAGCGGAAGGAGCCCAGUAUACGUAAAAGAGUCCAGGGGAGCGGCGCGUGGAGCGAACUCUGUUCCUCGCGCCGGAGCUGGAGGGGCUCGCGGAAGGCCAUGGACCACAUAGGGAUACUGGGGGCGCAUCUGCAGCAGCACACGCACGUAGAGCCCAUCAGCUUCGGAAUUGACCAGAUCCUCAGCAACGUGGAGCAGAGCUGCAUGCUGGGCGCGAGGAUGCACGAGCCGGACUACGGACAUGGGGCCUACAACUGCGGCGCAAGCAACGGCGUGAACAGCGGCGGAAGCGGCGGUGGCGGCGGCUACACAUACGGUAACGCCGGAUACAAUGGCACCGGCAGCUCGUGCGGGAUGGCCUCCCUCGGGGGGGCUUAUCACAUGAACAUAGGCGUCAAUGCGAACGGGACUAACGUUAGCUCCGCCGGGGUCAUCCGGGUCCCCGCGCACCGUCCUCUAAGCUGCGGAAACUCCUCUGGGCUGCCGGUGAGCGGGAACAUCAACAACCUGAACGCGCUCACGUUCCCCUGGAUGGAGAGCAACCGGCGUUACACCAAAGACCGGUUCACAGUAUCCCUCUCACCCCUCACUGUGACGCGUCGCGUAGGUCACCCCUACCAAAACAGGACGCCCCCGAAGAAGAAGAAGCCCCGGACGUCCUUUACGCGGCUGCAGAUCUGCGAGCUGGAGAAGCGCUUCCACCGGCAGAAGUACCUGGCUUCGGCAGAGAGGGCCGCCCUCGCCAAAGCCCUGAAGAUGACCGACGCCCAGGUCAAAACCUGGUUCCAAAACAGACGCACCAAAUGGAGGCGGCAGACUGCGGAGGAGCGCGAGGCGGAGCGGCAGCAGGCCAACCGGAUUCUCAUGCAGCUGCAGCAGGAGGCUUUUCAGAAGACCAUCAACCAGCCGCUGACCCCGGACCCGCUGUGCCUGCAGAACAGCUCGCUGUUUGCCUUGCAGAACCUGCAGCCGUGGUCUGAGAACACCGGUAAGAUCAGUAGCGUGUCGGCUUGCGAGUAGAGCUGCACGUCAUCCGCCGGUAUGCGGCAGAGACAUGCGCCGCGGGCCCCGCUGAGGUGCCCCCGCGCAGUGGAGACCCGAUCUUGGCUUUCGGGUUAUCUUUCUGCUCUUAUCACACAUACACUGGUGCUGCAGCUAACAACAGCUUCAGACGGGGUCCAUCAGCACCACCCAUCUAAGGUCCACAGUCUGAUCUGGAUCCCAUAAGAGGUCUUUAGCCCUGUAGACUGACAUUUUUUGGAAAUAUUUCGGAGUCAUCAUGAUGAACAAUAUACAGUACUCCAUAAAAGUGCAACAAAAAAAGGCCCCCGAGAGGACCAGGACAGACUGGCAUCAGUGAGUUGUUGUAUCAUAGUUGACCUAUAAGGGACUUGAUGUUUCAUAAACAGCAUAUUUUCAUAUUUGUGUACAUCAGCGUCAGUCUGUGUUUAUCCGCCAUGUUUAUGUCCUUUUUUUUACUGAACUGCAAAAUAACAGCACUUGUUUUUAGCACCUUUGUAUAUGAAUUCAAACACAAUCUAUCAGAAAUGCAAGAAGGAACCCCAUGAGAUGAUUUACAGCAAUGGACCAGGAUAUCUGUCUAUUUGACUCUUUUUUAAUAAUUUAGGGAGAAAUGGGCCACAAGCUUCAGAUUAAAAUACAAAUCAUAUUAAAAGACACAGUUGAAUACAUUUCACAUUCCUAUGGACUCUUAUUUUUUUACAAACUGUAUUUUCCUAUGUUGUGUGGAAGCAGAUCUCAGACCUGUGAGCUGAGACUAAACACAAACAAAGACCAGUGGUGUGUGAGUGUGCGUGUAUGCUUCAAACGAUUGCAUUCAUACUGAUGACAAUAAUAUAUUUUAGACACUGAAAUUAAUUUAGUUCUCCCUAAAUUCAAAGUCUAUCUAGCAUUUUCAGCCAUAUGUUACUUAGAUUUUUUAGAAAAUACAUUUUUUAUCAAAUGUUUAUGUCCAUGCCGCAUAUAGAUUUGGUCACUCUUGAGUAAACCUAAAGGCGAAAAAAUUGUUCCUUGUUUUCACUGUUAAUUUUUCACUUACUGAUGUUUUCCUAUGUUUUUGAUCAUCUGGCACAAAACACAACUAUAAACAUGACACAUUAUACAUAUCUUACAAUAAUGACAAUAAGCAAGAUGUGUCCAGUCUUGAAGUUGCAACACAAGGCAGCUUUGUGUUCAUAUUUAGAAAACAACAGAGUAAAACAGCCAUUGGUGAGAAACACCGGGACGCAAAACCAAUAUAAACAGACAACACCAAGGCUGGUUGACUGCAGGUUCCCACAUUUUACAACUUUCUUUAGAAACGUGGAAGUAUGCAGCAGUAAAGUACAAUAAUGACUGGCUUGAUAAGAAAACCUGCAACAACAAAUUAUUAUGCCGAUAAUCAUCAAAACAUGCUUAAAGGAACAGUCUGUAGCAUUUAGGCAUUUAUUGUCAGGAAUGGAGUAUAAUAAUGAUUUCACAUAAGAAUGGUGUUUUCGUUACCUUAGAAUGAGCCGUUUAUAUCUACAUAUAUGGAGCUGGUCCUCUUCACGGAGUCCGCCGUGUUUCUACAGUAUAGCCCAGAACGGACAAACCAAACAUCGGCUCUAGUUGGGGCCAUUUGCGUUUUUCGGCCACUCACAACCUCACUGUUGGUGGCGCCAAAUCAUACACACAGUCCCUUUAAAACUCCUAAAAUAGCACUAAAACAUACCGGAAUCACUUUAGUAUAUAUUUUGUUAAAAUAACAAAUAAUUGUAUUGCACCACAGACAAAUCAUUUUUUUUAGUGAAAACCAUUGUUAAUAACCUAGUCUCACUCCCAGGGUGUCAAAUAUUGAUGCUCGGUCAGUGGCCCGCGGUGUUUUAAUACCCUCAUACGAGACCCUUUAGAGUCUGUAUGAUACAUACCAGGCUUUCAACUGAAUAGUGUAAACUCGCCUGCCUCACUAUUAGAUGCUCAGAGGAACUGACGUAGUGUUAAGAGUGAGAAGUCCUCUAAGGGUGGGUGUGACAACCAAAUCCAGGACUUUCACUCAAGAGACCUCUGUUCGUGUCCCAUGUGAAAUCCAAAGCUGAGUGAUUUUUACUGCCCACAUUAUGUCACAUGACAUUAUGUUCAUGUGAUGAAACGCCCGAGUUGCACAAUAUUCUACAUACCGAGCUUACGUUGCAAUCGUAUUAUUUUAAGCCAUAUCAUGUUUUUUUUCUAACCCUAAGUGGUUUUGUUGCCUAAACCCAAUGCCAUCGUUUUCACAACAUUAACCACGUGCACAACGUUAACUGCACGAACCAGAGAAAUAUGAGUUGAGAUGAGAUCAUGUUGCUCUUUAGUUAAGACCAAACUAUGUCAAAUAAAGGUCCUCCUGCAUUAAUAAAGGAUAAUUAAACAGUAACAUUGUGUGAGUCUGUUCUUUCUUAUGUGAUAAUUCCUGUAUUUAAGUGCGAGGAAAUUCACGAUUAUCCCGUUAAUUGAAAUCCACCACCAUCAACUCUGCUUUUUAUUAUGAUCUGCAAUAUAAUUCUGUAUUGUACCAUCAUAUCAUAAUUGGCAUUUUCUGGAAACCAAGAGAUACAUUGAAUGUGGAUGUUUCAAAACCAUAAAUACGUUUCAUGUCAGCCUCGUAUCAUGCUUACAAAACCACACAAUGGCACGUGGGUAACGUUGUGAAACGAUUGGCUAGGUUUAGGCAACAAAACUACUGUCAUGGUUUGUGUUAUAAUGGUAACAUAACAGGUAACAGCGUAACGUGACACAACAUGAUGCAAAAAUGUGACAACAUAACAAGUGUAAAUCAAUAACCACCUUUGCAGACUUUCUCAUGAAACGUUACGUAACAGGCGUAAAGUCAACAUUUUAUUUUUUAGUAAAACGUCCUGUUUGUUUGACCCAUCCACCACCACCACCACUCAUUAGAGUUUCUCGCUUGUUAUACUCAUUAUUAUACCAUGUAACUUUCCGCACUCGAUAUACUACAUCACUUGCUCUGACCGAAUGCACAAACGUCCACAUUCAAUGUAUCCAUGGUUUUCAGAAAUGUACAAUACACAAUAUCUCCUGGGCUGUGACAUGCUUCUAAUGCGUCUCUAAUGUUGAUGUGUUGAUGUGAACCAACUCAGAUUUUUUGGCUCAUUUUACAAAUGCUGCUCAUAUGUUCGGAAAU